Messenger RNA from Arachis duranensis, 849 nucleotides. Its product is annotated as pentatricopeptide repeat-containing protein At3g18020-like. Bases 1 to 849 code for a protein of 282 amino acids. The record is from RefSeq and is a predicted model, not a curated record. The transcript has a single exon. NCBI's taxonomy places the organism in Eukaryota, Viridiplantae, Streptophyta, Magnoliopsida, Fabales, Fabaceae. Gene Ontology annotation, molecular function: protein binding.
AUGAGGAAGAGAGGAUUAGUUCCGAGUGUAGCAUGUUAUAAUUAUAUUAUACAUGGGCUUAGCAAGGAUGGUGAUUGUAUGAGAGCUUAUCAGCUAUUAGAGGAAGCUAAAUUCGGAUUCUUGCUUUCUGAGCAUACCUACAAGGUGUUGGUGGAAGCUCUUUGCCAAGUGCUAGAUGUGGACAAGGCAAGGAAAGUUCUUGAACACAUGCUAAGUAGGGAAGGCGUCGACAAGACUAGGAUUUACAACACCUAUUUAAGAGCUCUUUGUAUUGUGAAUAAUCCAACAGAACUCUUAAAUGUGCUUAUGCUCAUACUUCAAAGCCAGUGUCAUGCAGAUGUGAUCACACUUAACACAGUUAUCAAUGGAUUUUGCAAGGUGGGGAGGAUUGAUGAAGCUCUAACGGUAUUACAGGACAUGUUGAGUGGUAAAUUUUCCGCUCCCAAUGUUGUGACCUUCACUACUAUAAUUUCUGGUUUAUUGGACACUGCAAGAGUUGAUGAAGCUGUUGAGUUGCUCCAUAAAGUAAUGCCUGAAAAUGGUGUAAGACCGAGUGUUGCGACUCGCACCAAUAACUUUAAUGAAGCUUGUCAUUUUUUGUAUGAACUGGUAGAUUCUGGGGUGUCUCCAAAUAUAUUUAGUUAUAAUAUUGUGAUCAAUUGUGCUUGCAAUCUAGGUUUGAAAAGGGAGGCUUACCAUAUUGUUAGAGAGAUGAAAAGGAAUAAACUCACACCUGAUUGUGUGACAUGGAGGAUUCUUGACAAGCUACAUGGCAAAGUGAGGACGCACAAUCAUUUUGAAGAUCGAAAUUUGUCAGCACUCUAUGACAGAGCUUCACUUGGUACUUGA